AUUAUAUAAAUGGCCUCAGAGUAAAUCUCGCGCAGUUCCUGAGAUUUUUUUUUUGUUCUGGAUCCUGACAAUUCGCCUCAGCACCUGCAAUUUCAUUUCUAUCUCGACGAUGUUUUCUUGUCUUAAACAGACACCGAGAGGAAACCGGGCGAUUUUGGUCUCGGUGACGGACUUCUAUCCCGGGGUACGACUGGCGAAAAGGCGCGGAGCCAAAAGAGACGCAAAAAGGCUCCACAGAAUCUUGUACAAACUGGGCUUCCAAGUGGACGUGUACGAGGACCUCAGCGCGGAGGAAACUUACGAGGUCUUUCAGGCAGCCAGCAAAGAGUCUGUGGAGGACUGCUUUGUGGGGGUGAUCUCCAGCCAUGGAGAGGAGGGGCUGGUGUUUGGGGUGGACGGCGAGGCCGUGAAGCUCGCACAGAUCUUUAGCUGUUUCAGCAACCCUGCCAUGGAUGGAAAGACCAAGCUGUUCUUUGUGCAGGCUUGCCGUGGGGUUGAUUUGGACCCUGGGGUAGAGACAGACUCAGCAGAAGAGGACAAAGAGGACAGUUUUUCACAUCUUCUCUCCAUCCCUGUGGACUCAGCAGUGGUGUUUGCCACAUCCCCAGGUUACUCUGCCUUCAUGCACCCACUGGGAUCAGUGUUCCUCCAGACCCUCUGUGACCUUCUGGAGAUGGAAGGAGGACAGGAUCUGGAGGUUACACAGCUGCUGACACGGCUCAACUACCGAGUGGCAUAUGGGUUCGAGGCCCGGGGGCCUCAGCUGGCUGGGAAGAAGGAGAUGCCCUGCUUCGUAUCCCGCCUUACCCGCCAAACCUUCCCGUUCUCCCUGAGAGAGACAGGACUAUGGGGCAUCCAUCAGUAUUUGCCUGAUGAGCCAGUAGAUGAGGCCAGGAGGGCCAGUUUACGAUAUAGCAGUUGAGUGGGACUGCGGACCUAGGUGCAGCUGAAGGAACAAGAACUCUUGGUGCUAACAAUCUUGGAACUUUAGAAAAUGCAUUUUGCAUAUGCAGUGGAAAUCUACCGUUAUUUAUGUGUUUCAUUUGUAUAUUCUGAAAAGCUUUCAGACUUCAUUAUAUGCAUGAUUGGACCAAUGGACAAUAUGCAGGCUUGGAUGGACCAAUAAAGACACAACAGUGGUUCCCUCCCUGCUUAUAAAUGGACAUGAUUAUAGCUUCACUGUAUUCAAAAAGUUUGGAACUAGACUCAAUAAACAUUUUCUUUCUGUGUGAA
Messenger RNA from Brienomyrus brachyistius, 1233 nucleotides. Its product is annotated as caspase-7-like. The record is from RefSeq and is a predicted model, not a curated record. Bases 110 to 922 code for a protein of 270 amino acids. The transcript is spliced from 4 exons. Gene Ontology annotation, molecular function: cysteine-type endopeptidase activity. NCBI's taxonomy places the organism in Eukaryota, Metazoa, Chordata, Actinopteri, Osteoglossiformes, Mormyridae. Gene Ontology annotation, biological process: proteolysis.